This is a messenger RNA of Schistocerca nitens (vagrant locust), 819 nucleotides long. RefSeq names its product skin secretory protein xP2-like. NCBI's taxonomy places the organism in Eukaryota, Metazoa, Arthropoda, Insecta, Orthoptera, Acrididae. Bases 1 to 819 code for a protein of 272 amino acids. The transcript is spliced from 3 exons. The record is from RefSeq and is a predicted model, not a curated record.
AUGGAGGCCCGCCCCAUCUCAAAGACGCAGCGGCCAGUGACAGUCACGUCACUCGUGACCUUCCUGCUGUCGCCGCAGGUGCGGAGGCUUCUGGUCGGGGCCGACUCCCGGCCAGGGCCGACCCCCGGCCAGGGCCGACCCCCGGCCAGGGCCGACCCCCGGCCAGGGCCGACCCCCGGCCAGGGCCGACCCCCGGCCAGGGCCGACUCCCGGCCAGGGCCGACUCCCGGCCAGGGCCGACUCCCGGCCAGGGCCGACUCCCGGCCAGGGCCGACUCCCGGCCAGGGCCGACUCCCGGCCAGGGCCGACUCCCGGCCAGGGCCGACUCCCGGCCAGGGCCGACUCCCGGCCAGGGCCGACUCCCGGCCAGGGCCGACUCCCGGCCAGGGCCGACUCCCGGCCAGGGCCGACUCCCGGCCAGGGCCGACUCCCGGCCAGGGCCGACUCCCGGCCAGGGCCGACUCCCGGCCAGGGCCGACUCCCGGCCAGGGCCGACUCCCGGCCAGGGCCGACUCCCGGCCAGGGCCGACUCCCGGCCAGGGCCGACUCCCGGCCAGGGCCGACUCCCGGCCAGGGCCGACUCCCGGCCAGGGCCGACUCCCGGCCAGGGCCGACUCCCGGCCAGGGCCGACUCCCGGCCAGGGCCGACUCCCGGCCAGGGCCGACUCCCGGCCAGGGCCGACUCCCGGCCAGGGCCGACUCCCGGCCAGGGCCGACUCCCGGCCAGGGCCGACUCCCGGCCAGGGCCGACUCCCGGCCAGGGCCGACUCCCGGCCAGGGCCGACUCCCGGCCAGGGCUACACAAAUGAUUUCAUCUAG